Molecule: messenger RNA, 1700 nt
Organism: Heterotrigona itama
Lineage: Eukaryota; Metazoa; Arthropoda; Insecta; Hymenoptera; Apidae
Source: the annotation of a GenBank genome assembly
AUGAAGGAUCAUGUUUGUCGCAGGCAGCUUUUAAAGUACCAUGAAAAUGUUUCACAUCAUCUUCAUUUAAGUAAUAAGGUGUAAGAUCUGUACCACCUCCAAACCACCACUGAAUUGAACCAUCUGGAUUUUCAACUUCAAAGUAACGAUAGUUGAAAUGUACUGUUGGAACCAUGGGAUUUCGAGGAUGAAUUACAGCACUUACACCAGCUGCAAAAAAUGGCAUAGAUCCUUCUUGUAGUUGUUUUCCCCGUGCUCUCAUCUGUUGUACAGCAGCUGGUGGUAAUGUGCCAGUAACAACAGACACAUUUACACCUGCUUUUUCAAAUACAACUCCAUCUUGUAAAACACAAUUUAGAAAACAAUCAACACAAUAUAAUGCAGACACAAUACCGCAUAUUCCAAAACCUGAAUAUGAUAUUAAUUUCUUGUGUAAUCCAUCUAAUCGAGACACAAUUUUUAAUAAUAUAAAGGCAAGAAAAACUGUUGGAGAUAUCGAUAAAGUCCUUGAGCUUUCAGGGAAACCAGAAUUAAAAAAGUCUUUUUUGUAUGAGUUAAACAAAAUACCAAAUCAAACAGAUCCAAGAGUAUUAACUUAUGGUGAACCACAAAUUUUAAAACAAUGUGGACAUGAACCAGAAUUUGAUUUUAAGCCACAACAAUUCUCAACAUUAGCUACAAAUUUAAAUGCAUUUAAAAGUCAACUAUUGGGACCUUUAAUUGGAACACGAGGUUACUUGUUCUUAGGAGAUCUAGCACAACUAGAAGAAGCAUUAAUUCAUUUUACAGUCAAAAAGUUAAUGAAGCACGGUUUUAAACUUGUUUCUGUACCUGAUAUUAUUCCUACUGAAGUUAUAGAAAGAUGUGGAUUAAUAACAGAUAAUGGAAGACAUCUUGUAUAUAAUUUAAGUCCUUUUUAUGAAGGAGAUUAUAGUUUAUCUGGAACUGCAGAAAUGUCCUUAGCUUAUAAAGUAAUGAAUACUUUAUUUGAUUCAAAAGAUUUACCAUUGAAAAUGGCUGCUGUAAGCAGGUGUUUUAGGGCAGAAAUAUCUAAUCUCAUCCAUGAAAAAAAUUUAUACAGAGUUCAUCAAUUUACCAAAGUUGAAAUGUUUGUAUGUUCAAAACACGAAGAAUCUGAAGAGCAAUUUCAAGAACUUUUGAGUAUUCAAGAAGAUUUAUUUUCUUCUUUGAAUUUAUAUCUUCGAAUAAUUGAUAUGCCACCUCACGAUUUAGGAUCUCCAGCAUAUAGGAAAAUAGAUAUAGAAGGAUGGAUGCCUGGAAGAAAAUUAUAUGGAGAAUUAUCUAGCUGUAGCAAUUGUACAGAUUAUCAGUCACGACGGCUUGGCAUAAAAUAUAAAACAAAAAAUGGAGAAACUUUACAUGUUCAUACAUUAAAUGGAACUGCAUGCGCUAUACCUCGUAUGUUAAUUGCACUUUGUGAAACACAUCAAACGAAACAUAAUCGUAUUAAAGUCCCUGAAAUUUUACUACCUUAUAUGACAGGAAAGACACUUAUUAAAAAACAACCAAUUGCCAAUAUGAAACUCUUUAAGUACAGACCACAAAUCUAAUACAAUAUCUAACAUUCUUUAGUGAAAUUUAAAAACAAAAGUAAUAAUUAUUUUUUUAUUAGUUUCGUUAUUUGUAUAUAUUGUAUAUUUAUGUUAUUUGAAUUUAUUUGUAAUUUAUAUCAAAAUAAA